CCUGGCGCGGGCUGGCGGGGGCGGGGUCUUCCUGGAUCCCGUGGUGCUCUGCGGAGCGCCCUCGGCUCUCUUCCGGUCGCGGGCACCCGGGGCGUAGAGGGCGGUCGCGGCGGGCACCGGCUGUGCGGCGGCGGCGGCAGAAUGUUGGCUACCAGAGUGUUUAGCCUAGUUGGCAAGCGGGCGCUUUCCACCUCGGCGUGUGUACGAGCUCAUGCACACGGAAGUGUUGUGAAGAGUGACGACUAUGCUCUCCCGAGUUACGUUGAUCGGCGUGACUACCCCUUGCCUGAUGUGGCCCAUGUCAAGCACCUGUCCGCCAGCCAGAAGGCUUUGAAAGAGAAGGAGAAGGCCUCCUGGAGCAACCUCUCUGUGGAUGAGAAAGUCGAGUUGUAUCGCAUCCAGUUCAGGGAGAGCUUUGCUGAGAUGAACAGGGGCACGAACGAGUGGAAGACGGUCGUGGGCACCGCCAUGCUCUUCAUUGGCUUCACAGCGCUCAUUGUCAUCUGGGAGAAGCGCUACGUGUACGGCCCCAUCCCACACACCUUUGAUCCUGACUGGGUGGCCAAGCAGACCAAGAAGAUGCUUGACAUGAAGGUCAACCCCAUCCAGGGCUUCGCCGCCAAGUGGGACUACGAGAAGGAAGAGUGGAAGAAGUGAGGCCCUGCGUCCCACUCCCCUGCUCAUCACUCUGCAGCUGAGCAUGUUUACUGGAAACCUGUUAUCAACACCGAUACCAAUAAAUGACUAGUUUACGUGAA
This is a messenger RNA of Nycticebus coucang (slow loris), 758 nucleotides long. Its product is annotated as cytochrome c oxidase subunit 4 isoform 1, mitochondrial. The transcript has 5 exons. NCBI's taxonomy places the organism in Eukaryota, Metazoa, Chordata, Mammalia, Primates, Lorisidae. The record is from RefSeq and is a predicted model, not a curated record. Gene Ontology annotation, biological process: mitochondrial electron transport, cytochrome c to oxygen. Bases 142 to 657 code for a protein of 171 amino acids.